Messenger RNA from Papilio polytes (common Mormon), 576 nucleotides. RefSeq lists its product as uncharacterized. The transcript is spliced from 2 exons. The record is from RefSeq and is a predicted model, not a curated record. NCBI's taxonomy places the organism in Eukaryota, Metazoa, Arthropoda, Insecta, Lepidoptera, Papilionidae. The coding region runs from base 1 to 576 and encodes 191 amino acids.
AUGUAUGAAAGAGCGAACACUCACGUCAGGUCCGAAGCCGGCGUAACCGACAAGUUCAGUGUGGCUGUGGGCCUGCACCAGGGAUCGGCUUUAAGCCCUUAUCUGUUCCUCCUGGUUAUCGACGCGUUAACCGUGGAGAUCCAGGAGGAAGCACCCUGGUGUAUGCUGUUCGCCGACGACAUUGUUCUUGUUGGGGAAGAUGCGCUUGAGGUCCAGAGCAGACUGGAGAGAUGGCGGGAUAAACUGGAGACAGCCGGACUAAAGAUAAGUAGAGCAAAAACAGAGCAGUUAUUCUGUGACUUUGGGGGCUUAUCAAGUUUUAUCCCGAUUGCCUUAGAUGGCGCUCAUCUCCCAGUUUGCUCCGACUUCCGGUACCUCGGCUCAUUAAUCCAAAGCGACGGCUACAUUGACCGUGACGUGACAAAUAGAAUAAAAGCGGGAUGGAUGAAAUGGCGACAGGUCACAGGAGUAAUAUGCGACCCUCAAAUUCCACUUAAAUUAAAGGGGAAAAUUUACAAGGCCGUCAUGUUGAAAAUGUUUGAUGUGAUAUUCUGUGUCGGCAUAUUCCCGAGUUAG